This is a messenger RNA of Fukomys damarensis (Damara mole-rat), 2896 nucleotides long. It is a transcript of the gene Ikbkg, whose product is annotated as inhibitor of nuclear factor kappa B kinase regulatory subunit gamma. Lineage: Eukaryota; Metazoa; Chordata; Mammalia; Rodentia; Bathyergidae. The coding region runs from base 93 to 1346 and encodes 417 amino acids. The record is from RefSeq and is a predicted model, not a curated record. The transcript is spliced from 10 exons. Gene Ontology annotation, cellular component: cytoplasm; nucleus; IkappaB kinase complex. Gene Ontology annotation, molecular function: K63-linked polyubiquitin modification-dependent protein binding. Gene Ontology annotation, biological process: positive regulation of canonical NF-kappaB signal transduction.
CUCGCCUUGUUUCAGCUCAGGCCCUGUGAGAGCGAGUGGCAUUCUGCUGGGCUCCAGUCACCCAAGGGACAGGAGAGGUGCUGCCUUGGUGGAUGAGCAGAUACCCCUGGAAGAGCCAGCUGUGUGAGAUGGUGCAGCCCGGAGGCGGCCCAGCAGGGGACCAGGACGUUCUGGGUGAAGAGUCCUCUCUUGGGAAGCCGGCGAUGCUGCAACUGCACACGGAGCAGGGCAGCCCUGAGGCCCUCCAGCGCUGUCUGGAGGAGAAUCACGAACUCCGAGAUGCCAUCCAGCAGAGCAACCAGAUGCUGCGUGAACGCUGUGAGGAGCUGCUGCACUUCCAGGCCAGCCAGAGGGAGGAGAAAGAGUUCCUUAUGUGCAAGUUCCAGGAGGCCAGGAAGCUGGUGGAGAGGCUGAGCCUGGAGAAGCUGGAGCUGAGGAAGCAGAAGGAGCAGGCCUUGCAGGAGGUGGAGCAGCUGAAGAGAUGCCAGCAGCAGAUGGCCGAGGACAAGGCUUCUGUGAAAGCCCAGGUGACAUCCUUGUUGGGGGAACUCCAGGAAAGCCAGAGCCGCUUGGAGGCCGCCACCAAAGAAAGGCAGGCUUUGGAGGCCAGGGCACGGGUGGCCAGCGAGCAGGUGCGGCAGCUGGAGAAGGAGCGUGAGGCGCUGCAGCAGCAGCACAGUGUGCAGGUGGACCAGUUGCGCAUGCAGAACCAGAGCAUGGAGGCUGCACUGCGCAUGGAGCGCCAGGCCGCCUCGGAGGAGAAGCGGAAGCUGGCCCAGCUGCAGGUGGCCUAUCACCAGCUCUUCCAGGACUAUGAUAACCACAUCAAAAGUAGCGUGGUGAGCUGUGAGCGCAAGCGAGGGAUGCAGCUGGAGGACCUGAAGCAGCAGCUGCAGCAGGCUGAGGAGGCCCUUGUGGCCAAGCAGGAGGUGAUUGACAAGCUGAAGGAGGAGGCCGAGCAGCACAAGAUGGUGAUGGAGACAGUGCCGGUCCUAAAGGCACAGGCGGACAUCUAUAAGGCUGACUUCCAGGCAGAGCGACAGGCCCGGGAGAAACUGGCCGAGAAGAAGGAGAUGCUGCAGGAGCAGCUGGAACAGCUGCAGCGUGAGUUCGGCAAGCUCAAGGCCAGCUGCCAGGAGUCGGCCAGGAUCGAGGACCUGAGGAAGCGGCAUGUAGAGGUCCCGCAGCCUGCCCUGCUCCCUACCUCUGUGCACCAUUCCUUUCACAUGCCCAACCAGAGGAGGAGUCCCCCUGAGGAGCCCCCCGACUUUUGCUGUCCCAAGUGCCAGUAUCAGGCCCCUGACAUGGACACCCUGCAGAUCCACGUCAUGGAGUGCAUCGAGUAGGACCUGCGGCUGCCACACGUGGGACCUUGCCACCUCUGCCACCCUUCCCAGUCCAGAAUCCAGAAUUGGUGCCAAAGAGCGGGCCUAGUAGGUAGCUGGCCUCAGCUCUCUGCUCUUCCACUCUUCUCCUUCCCUUCUGUCUGCCUGAACUGCUGGUCUCUCCUGCCAGCCCCCAGAAUCCAAGAUGGAGAGGCCCUAGAUCUGGGUACCUCCCCAGCGCCCGCCCCAGCACUGCCUCUCCUGGCGGAACUCCCACGUGGCAGCUGCCCCGCAGCCUUCACCCAGUGCCGCUGAUGGAUUGUUUCUGCUCAUAAACAAUGGUGCAGUGAAAAUGCUGGCGCACUAAGCAUGCGUGUCUUUGGGAUAGAGGCCAAGAGGUAGAGCUGUGACCUCCGAGGGAUGGGUGGGUGGACCUCUGGUUUGCGGCCAUCCCCUGGGCCCUUUUCCCCCAAGAGUGAAGUCUCUUUCCCCAGGGCGUGGGGCCCUUUUACUCUGGCUGUGAGCAGGCUGCACUUAUUUUUCAGCCAUUUUUCUAUUGGAUUGUUGCCUUUUCAUUCUCAGUUUUUAGCAGCACUGUGGUCAUUAGGCAAGAGGGCCUCUUGUCUGUGACAGAAACUGUAUACCUUUUUCCACUUUGUUUUUGCUACCAGUGGUUUUUGGCCUUCAAGGUUUUUUGUGUUUUUAAGACAAGGUCUCACUGUAUCCCAGGCUGGGCUCGAACUUCUGAUCUUCUUGCCUUAGCCUCCUGGGGUGCUGGGAUUACAGGUGUGCACACAUUGCCUGGCAGAGGUUUGUAUCUUUAUGUAGUUAACGUCCAUUUUCUCCCUUGUAUGGCUUUGGGUUUGGAGUUGCCAGCCCUCUGUGGUCUGCCAGGGGGGUGCUUCAUGCUUGUACACUUUUCUUUGCCUUUGCGUAUAUUGCCUGGUGUCAGUGGUGGCCACAGUCCAUCAUGUUCUAGAAGCUGGUGAUGCCACAUCCUCCCCCGACCCCAAGCACCCCGGCCUUACAAGUGGAAGUCAGUUGGCACUGUUGGGUAGAUCAGGAACAGUAGGGCAUUCUUCACUCUGUGAGAGGUUCUGGGCACUCGGAGGAUGGCACAGCAAUUCUGAUGCAUGGAAAAAAUUGGAAGUUGGAAAGGCCUGCAGUGCACGUGCAGCCCCAGCGCUGCCCGUGCCACCCCUACUCUCUGGACCAGGACUUCCUCCUGUGUGCCUGUGAGAGGCCUGGCUCCUUAGGCUCUGAGACCUGUAGAGAUCAGCCUGAGUCUAGGGGCAGCGAGCAGCCUUUCCGUUUCCUGAAGUCCGGGCAUAUUACCACCCCAGACUUGGGAAAGUGAUGAAGGCACAGAUAGGUUCUGUCAUGGGUAUUGCAUUUCAGUCCUGGUCUUGCAACUUUUUUGCAAGAGCGCUGAUAGUUCUGUUUUGCCAUAAACCUGCUUUAAGAAAACAAAAACUCAUUCUUUUCUAUUUGGAAACCAGAAUCUAAAGGGAGUUUGUUUGGUUUUCUUUUUCUUUUCUCCUCCUCUUCCACCAUCAUCUCCUCCCCCUCCU